Molecule: messenger RNA, 1500 nt
Organism: Paracoccidioides brasiliensis Pb18
Exons: 3
Coding region: 1-1500 (499 amino acids)
Molecular function (GO): heme binding; oxidoreductase activity
Source: RefSeq, a predicted model, not a curated record
AUGUCAAAAUUUCACCGGCAAACUAUUUCUAUACGGGAAGUUGGUGCACAUAACACGUCCAACGAUUGCUGGAUUGCUGUUGAAAACCAGGUUUGGGAUGUGACAGAUUUUCUCUCCGAGCAUCCUGGAGGACCGAACAUCAUCCUCAAAUAUGCUGGACGAGAUGCAACAAAAGCAUACUCAGAAAUCCAUCCCCCAAGUCUUAUCCAGAAUAACCUGCCCCCUGAAAGACUCAAGGGCAUUAUAGACGAAAGCACCAUCGACGAUGAAUGGCUCAAAGAACCCCCAGAACAAAACAUAGAACGUACCUCAUCAUCCAACGAAAAGCCCCCUCUAACCACCCUCAUAAACGCGCACGACUUUGAAGUCAUCGCCUCCAAAACCGCCACCGCAAAGACAUGGGCCUUCUACUCCAGCGCCUCCAACGACCUCAUCACCCGUGACGCCAACAAAUCCUUCUUCGACCGCACCUGGUUCCGCCCCCGUGUUCUCCGCAAAGUUCGGAAUGUAAACACCAAUACCAAAAUCCUGGGAUGCGACAGCAGCAUGCCCCUCUUCGUCAGCCCCGCCGCAAUGGCCAAACUCAUCCACCCGGACGGCGAGCUCGCCAUCGCCCGCGCUUGUGAGUCCAGGUUCAUCAUCCAGGGUAUCUCAAACAGCGCCAGCUACUCCAUGAAAGACAUCACUGCCGCAGGCCCACAGGCAAACUACUUCUUCCAGCUCUAUGUCAACAAGGACCGCGCCAAGUCCGCCGCACAUCUGCAUGAGUGCUCCGAAAACCCGCGCAUACGCGCUGUGUUCAUCACCGUUGAUGCCGCAUGGCCUGGCAAGCGCGAGGCGGACGAAAGGGUGCGCGCGGACGAAAGUAUUAGCGUCCCCAUGUCAGAGCAGCGGGCGUGUAACGACUCACACGGUGGCGGGUUGGCCCGGUCGAUGUCUGGAUUCAUCGACCCGUCGCUUUCGUGGGAGGAUCUGGUGUGGGCGCGCAAACAUACGCAUUUACCCCUUGUACUUAAGGGAGUGAUGUCUGCUGACGAUGCCAUGUUGGCGAUGAAGGCGGGUCUCAAUGGGAUUCUGCUUAGUAACCAUGGCGGUCGCAAUUUGGAUACCAGCCCGCCGGCGCUACUUACGCUGUUGGAGUUGCAUAAGCGCUGUCCGGAGAUCUUUGAUAAGAUGGAGAUCUAUUUGGAUGGCGGCAUAAGGCGGGGUUCAGAUAUUUUGAAAGCUGUUUGCCUUGGUGCGACGGCGGUGGGGAUGGGCAGAAGUGUGCUAUACGCUACGAACUAUGGGCAGGAGGGCGUGGAGCAUUUGUUUGAUAUCAUGAAAGAUGAACUCGAAGGUGCCAUGAGACUGGUGGGAAUCACGUCACUGGAUGAAGCGCGCCCAGAACUCGUCAAUACAGCCGAUAUCGAUCACCUUAUUCCUAAUUCCGCUUCUCACCCGUAUGCUCGAUCUGUCUCCCGUGGCUCUGGGCAGACUGGUCCGCCGUCAAAAUUGUAG